CGAGAACUUUGAAGUGGUAGGGGACCGCUACUAGUAUUUGUCGCUGAGUUUAGAAUUCAAGACACGUUUUGCUCCAUCUGGAUAUUCACAUUGAAUAUUCACCGUCUACCAUGAGUACCUAUAUGAAACGUUUCGCCUCUUCGACGAAGAAGACAGACACUAAUGCAAAUAUUAAAAAGGAGAGAACCGUUGCGCCUGCCUUAGAGACAGCGAAACAAAAAAGCUAUCGCCGCCACAUCAACCGCCUUGUACCUCCUUCCGAAACGCCAGCAGAAAUGGCUCCUUCAACGGAAUCAAGACAGGCAACCAAAAGUAACAACGGUACACGACCGGGGACCAAAAGUAAGUCACCGACGGCUGGGAUAACGAAGAAACUGAGUACUCGUCGACUCCGUCGCGUGCGAAAUCCUAGUAUUUCGAGUGCUAGCGAUGUUAUAGUGUCCUCUGGGCACCAGUCUGAAAAACUUGACACUAGCAACACUGAACCACCAACAACAGAUUCUAGGGUGUCUCCGACUAAGGAGAGCAAAACCGAAAGGCAUAGCGACAAUGAAGGUGAUGAUGAGGUGUUGGAAGAUGUAGAAAAGCCGAACUCAUUAGAACCAGAAUCUUCAGCACCUACGUCAGCUUUAUGGGACGAAGGAAAGGUAGGAAACAACUCCAUGAGAGCGAGUUCUACACGCAGUAUGCUUCUCGAGAAAGAAAACAUGCAGCGGGAACUUACUGAAGUGCAACUUGACAGGGACAUUCUUCGACUACAACUGUUGGAAGCACAGACAGAGCUAGAAACUUCGCGCACUUCUCUUCGGGAUCAAAUCUCUGUUUUGGAAAAUCAACUUCGCACUUUUCAGCAAAGAGAGCGGCGGCAAUCCAAGAUAAGUGGGAAGAAAAUGGAUGAUGGCAAAAGCAAGGAAUCUAGCCAUCCCCCCCCCGACAACCCGAUCGUUAACGAGGACAGUGCUAAACAAUCAGCAGAAGAUAAUUUUCGUGAUCACAACAACGGGUUUGACAAUGGUUUGCUUGAACAAAUCAGGACUUUGGAAAGAGAUAGAGAAUCCCGAGAAGAGGUAGAACGUGCCUUGCGACAACAACUGAAGGACAUGACCGAAGAAUCGAAAGAGGCAAAAAGCCAAGCUGCGAUCGCUGAGGAUCGUGUUCGUGCCUUACAAGCCUCUAUAGAUGCAUCUAAAUCCGCCUCUUCAACAAGAGAGAAUGCAGAGAAUGAAGACAUUUCAGUUCAAGUCAAUACCAAUGGUAACGAGAAAGAUCAAGUAAACGAUAUCGAUACGGAAGGUGUCAGUGAGGUCGCUAGUUUGAAGAAGAGUUACGAUACUUUGAAAGAGGAUAACAACCAUGUGGAUUCUGAACAAGAUAGACGCAAGAGAGAUGUCGAUUCAUCCGAGAAAUUGUUCGCAAGGUCAAAUAAUAAGAACGAAGUCGUUCAUAACCUACACUUGAAGCUCGACGAAGAAAUGGCGAAACUUAAAUUACGCAAAGAAAGACGAAGGUCAAGAGCAGUAUCUGCUACAGCCUCUUUCAGCACGCACAGAUUUCGUGCGCUCGGUGAUUCAUCUUCAACUACAAGUUUUCGUCGAAAUGAACACAAGAGGGACGAUGUCCGUAUUGCAAUAGCUCCUGACAUUAGCCCAAGAUCGCUAAGUGAAGAAACAUCGAUAACAGGGUUGCCAACAAACACAUCUACGCGGCAACCUGACCAAUUGUUUGACGGUAUUAAGCCUACGCAAUCGAAUCCUGUAAUGAUAGGACAAACUCUAUCUGGAUCUAUUCCUGAAGAGGCCCCGAACUGUGUUGUCAAUUACGAAAAAGAGUUGAAGAUUUUGAACACGGAAUGCAAGAAAUUAAAACAAGAAUUAAUUGACUCUAGAAUGGAAAAAGAGACGUUUGAAACCGCUCUCGAGGAGUCUACCUCGGAAAUUUUGAAAUUGAGAAGUCUUGUGUCGGAGAAGGCCAUAUCUGCUCGUUCGAAUGAAGAGGAUGAAGCUUUGAACCUGGAAUCAAAUGUAAAAGAUGAAGAGAAGGGAGCACUGGGAAAGCUCGAAGAAAAAAAUAUCCAGUUGGCGAAAUCACUCGAGACGGUGAACAAUGUCAAAGUACAGCUUGAAGUUCAGCUUCAGAAUGCCAUGCAGCAAGUCAAUGAAUCCCGCGAUGAGGUGGACAAACUUAAUUCAGAAGUUACCAGCUAUCGUUCCUCAUUGGAACAACACGUAAGUGAGGAAAAAAGGCUGACGGAACUGAUCGAAAGUACAAAAAACGAAACGGCAUUGCAAGCACACGUUACGAGAGGGAGAUCAGAACAGUCAUCUUAUGAGAGACCGACCGAGAUGAAGGAAGAAUCAAAUGACAAGGAUGGUCUAGAACGCAAGAUUCUAAGCCCUGAAAACGAUUCGAAAGUAGCCAUUGAAAGUCUAUUGAAUGAACGGAACAGCGCACUAGAGGAAAGAAAAGCAGUCGAGUUGAAGCUUCGCGAUACUAGCAAAGAACUUGAUGAAUCGAAAGAUCGUGAGUCAGUGCUGGAAAAACUUGUCCAAGAAAUUAGCGAUAAACUGGAAGCGACCCAAAAAGAACUUUCAGGUAAGCAGAAUAGACUUGAACAAGCGUCGACACAAUUGUCAGAUCUAGAAAAGGAACUUGUUGGCCGCGGAAUAUCGAAAACGAGCGAGAACGAGAAUGUUGACUUUCAACGUCAAAUCGAAGAGAAAGGCAUCUGCAUUACAAAUCUACAAAACGAGUUGUCAAACAAGGAUAGAAGACUACAACAAGCGGCUGAGCAAUUGUAUGAACUUGAAAAAGAACUUUUUGGCCGUGACGAAGAGAUUGAUACAUUGAAUGCAAAACGUCAGUACAUCGAGGAUUACGCCAAUAGACAACUGACAGAAAUGCAAAGAGCAUUGGAACAGGGCGUGGUGCAAAUUGAUCGACUUGAAGAAGAAAAAUUGAAGCUGCAAGACUCCAUCCAGAAAUACGAGGAGCAAAUCGAAAAGCAAGGUGGGCGCCUUGCAGAAGCCUCACUUCAACUUUCUGAGCUAGAGAGCGAACUUUUUGCAAAAGAUGAUGACAUCGAAGAGAUUGAAUUGAGUGUCAUCGCGAUGCAUGCUCUUGAAAUUCAACGAUUGGAAGCGCUUGAGGAUUCAGAAAAUAAAAGAAGAGAUCUGGAAAAACAACUUGCCAGUGCAAAGAAAAGGAUGGAAUAUCUGGAGUCUCUUGGUGGAGAAAUCAAAAGAGGAGACGAAACAAGUACCACUGAAGCUCGACGUUUGUUCAUUGAAGACGAACGAAAAUCUAAGGAACUACAGUCGAGUAAAAAUCAGCUGAAUCGCCAGCUUCAAAAUGUGUCAAAACUUACUGAACUGAACGACAAGUGGCAGUUACAGCUAGAGAGCGCCAGUGACGAAAAACAAGAGUUGAUUAGGACCUUGACCGACGCUACAAAUCGAGUUGAUUUACUUCAACGAGAGCUCGAGGAAGCAAGCAACGUGAUCAAGGAUUUGAAUGUGACAAAUGCUGGACUAAAAGACGAUUUAGAUUGUGCGACGCAGGAAGGUGACAAGAAUCGUCGCCGGAUCUCCCAGAUGGAAGAGCAAAAGGAAGCCUUGUCGGAGAAGCUUGAGUCUGCAAUGGAUAACUUGGCGGAUUUGAAGAAAAAUUACAAGGAAUCCCAAGAACGCGAAGAAGCGCUCGGUAAUGAUGUUAUCGAGAAGCUACAGGCCAAUCUCCGAUCGGCGCAAGCCGUCGACAGCGAAACAGAGAUUCGGGUCAGAAAUCUGACAGAGCAACUAGAAUCCGAGCGACGAUCUCUACAGAUGACAGAAGUCCGCAGAAAUGAGUUGGAAACGGAAAACGAAUCGCUCAAGAAUCGCAUACGGCUACUUAUCGAAUUCGAGUUUGAAAAGGGUGACAAUGCGGCAGGAGACGAUCAAGGGGAACUCCGGGAACAGCGCAUCGAAGAGCUAGCGGUCGCGGUGUCUCGGAGGCGAGAGUCCGAAACCAAGCGGCUAGGAACAAAAGCGGCAGAGCUGGAAGAACACAUGAAUCCCUCGGAGAAGGGAGAGAAAUUGUGCAACGAGCCCAUUCUUGCCUCGCUCGAGGACAAGUCCGCGCCGGGCCUCCUGUACAGCAUUUGACGCAAAAAGGCAGCAACGAGACCGGCGCGCUAAUUACUUAGGGGAGA
Messenger RNA from Pseudo-nitzschia multistriata, 4189 nucleotides. The record is from the annotation of a GenBank genome assembly. Lineage: Eukaryota; Bacillariophyta; Bacillariophyceae; Bacillariales; Bacillariaceae.